Hordeum vulgare subsp. vulgare (domesticated barley) is the source of this 666-nucleotide messenger RNA. RefSeq lists its product as uncharacterized. The coding region runs from base 66 to 428 and encodes 120 amino acids. The transcript has a single exon. The record is from RefSeq and is a predicted model, not a curated record. Lineage: Eukaryota; Viridiplantae; Streptophyta; Magnoliopsida; Poales; Poaceae.
CUCUCUCCGCUGCAUGCACUCCCAUUCUUGCCACCUCUUCAAGCAAGCGCGCCACCCAUACGUCAAUGGAGAGGUCAAGGUCCUACUCAGAGAAGAGCAACACAACCACCACCACCACCACCAGCCCGGCCAGCGCCGUCACCGAGCUGAGGUGCUACAGUGCCUCCUACGUCACACCCAAAAAGACAGCGGGCACCACCUGGCCUCCUUGUACUACAGCUUCUUCCUCGACGUCGGCAGCGACGGCCGGCUCGAAUACGAGGUCGUGGAGCGGCAGCUUCCGCAGCGCCCCGGCGGAGCUGCGGAGGAAGAGGAGGGUGGCCGGGUACAGGGUGUACGGCGUGGAGGGGAAGAUGAAGGUGUCGCUCAAGAACGGCGUGAGGUGGCUCAAGGGCAAGUGCACCCAGGUGGUCGACGGAUUUUGGUGAAGCCAAAGGUGCAGAUCGACAAGUUCCUUCUGCCUGGUGAACGUUGCCGUUUCGAUGUUGUACUGUAUGAUCUUCCCUCCGGGAUUUCGUUACUCCAUCCAUGCACUUGUUGGAUGAUCCGAGAGGUCUCCGGUUUUUGCCCCGUUUUCAUAAAUUAACUAGACAAUUCUUUUUUUCCUGAGCUGCUAUAUGUAUGAGUAGUUUCUACUACGAAGAAGUGGACAGUUUACUGGUCGCA